AUGAUCAACGACAAUUACUGGUACCAGCUGUACAUCGACGAUUUGCCGAUAUGGGCAUUUGUUGGAGAGCACUCCAAAUUUGCAUUAGAUGUCAGUCGGUUCUCGAUGAUGUACCGGGACAACAAUAGGUCACUCCAGCUUCCUUCAUCGGGAGCUGCCCCACCAGUACCCAAGCACUUAAAGGGGAAGCCUCUUCCGCGAAUCUACACUCAUCGACACUUCACAUUGUUCUACAACCAAGACCAGAUCAUCGAGGACAGGACGAACCGAUAUUUGGACCCGAAGUUUUUCGAGCACAAGGUGCACUGGUUCUCCAUCGUGAACUCUUUCAUGCUCUGCCUGUUUUUGUGCGCGGUGGUCGCGAUCAUAUUGAUGAAAACAUUGAAGCGUGACUUCACCCGGUAUUCAGCCAGCGAGGCUGAAGAGCUGGAAAACUUAGAUGGAAUUGGAGAUGAGAGUGGGUGGAAGCAGGUUAAUGGAGACGUGUUUCGAAAGCCAGACCAUUUGGCAAUUUUCACCGUGGUGUAUGCCUCGGGCUGCCAUCUGGCUUGCACUGUCUUCAUUGUCCUGAUCUUCGCAAUAUGCAAUUCGUACUACGCAUCACGCGGAGCCACUGCAGGAUCCUUCGUCAUAGCUUACCUUUGUACAGUUAUAGUUGGCGGGUAUGAAGGUGGAAGAAUAUUCCGCAUGUUUGGAGGCCAGCACUGGAAAAGGACGAUGGUCUAUCAAUGCUUGUUCAUGCCCGGCCUUGCCUUCAUUAGUUUCGUCGUCAUCAACACGACAGCCAUAUUCUACAGAGCUACGCUUACAGUGCCGUUCAAAACGAUAUUCAUCAUUUUGGUGCUGUUCCUGGCUGUUUGUGUGCCCCUGCACACGGUUGGCACGCUACUUGGACGGCGAGCAGCUGCAGAGCGCUCCUUCCCCUGCCGCGUGCAUCAUCUGAAGAGGCCGAUUCCAACAAAGCAUUGGGCCUUCACACCCAUCAUGACGAUGGUUGCAGGAAUUGUGCCCUUUGGUUGUCUCUUCAUCGAGAUGUAUUUCAUCCUGUCUGCAGUUUGGAGCCACAACAAGAUCUACUAUGUCUACGGCUUCAUGUUUGCGAUUUUGGUAUUGCUUUGUCUCGUUAUUGUGUGCGUCAGCAUUACCUGCACCUACAUCCUCCUGAACGCGGAGGAUUACAGGUGGCAGUGGCAGUCGUACAUUAGUUGUGCAGCAACAGCAUUGUAUGUUUUCCUGUAUACGAUCCACUAUUUCUACAACUCCACGCAGAUGUCUGGCUUCUUGCAGACGGUGUACUACUUUGGUACGUCGCUGAAUUUCUGCAUCGCCACAUGCUUUCCCCCCAAUGUGCCCGCGGAGCCUCAAGGUCGCUUCAUGACAGAGGGGGCGUCCAAACCUGGGACGACCAGAUCUGUUGAGAUCUGGCACUAUCGCAUGUUUGUGUUCUCAGCCACUGCCACGAUGUCUCUAGCAGUGGAGAUAGCGUACACCAAGCUGGUUCCGAAGAUUCCGCAGCUCUAUGCCGCUCUCAUCCGUGCCGCCGUUUGGGACUGCGUGCUGGUCGGCGUGAUCGUUGCACAACUUAUCGAUUUGGCGUCCAUUCCCCUCCUAGCUGGUAUCGACAGUGGCCACUACCUGCCGCUGGCAGUGCUUCUGUACCAUGCUAUCGCCUUUGCCUUUUGUGGCAUCUACGAUCUUCUGAGUCAGCAAGGGAGCGGCCGAGCUCGCACAUUGCAUCGCGUGUUGGUUUCCAGGCGAGUCUUGCUGGAACUUGCCGGCGGUGCCUCUGGAACCAAGCUCUACCUGGGACGCAUCUGCUUUAUCGUCAGCGGAGGUGCGAUGUGGCUUGCGCUACGUGUGCUACUUCUGAUUGGCGAGGAGACGCUGGUACUAACUUGCUUCAUUAUCCUCCUGUUUGUGGCCUACUGCGCGGCUGGAUUGGCAGCGCUGGAACCCCGCCGAAGUCUUCCUGGACAUCUCGUGCAGUGGCUUUGCACUGGAUGGGGUGCUCGAGAGGCUUUGCUUCAGGGUCCUUUGAAGAUCCUCGGUGGUUUACUGAUGCUCCCGUUCGCUGCCUCGGUCAUUGCUGCGCAAAUUUGGUUGCGAACCAUCUCCUUCAUCGUCUGGUUGGCAGUCGCGUGCCCCUGCUGCCGUCUGCAGAGAGCGGACAACGUCUUCGAUGCCUUCGAGCGAGAGCUGGCGAUUCCCCUGCUCCAGUGCUCUUUCCUGGCCUUCUCCUGCACCUUAGCAGGGUUGGCUUUGGAGGGGGAGCUCUCCAGCUUCCAGCGCAUGUCUGUGGGGAUUGCAGCGACCUACUACACCAUCAUGCUGCUCCUCUGGACAGCACCAGCAGUUUUACAGGCCAAGGUGGCUGCUGAGGAAGUCUACGAUGCGAACUCUUUGCUCGGAGAAGAAGGGGCCGCGCAGCUUUUAGAGCGAGCAGCAGAUGGAGAGGUGGAGCUUGAGGACCUGCGGAGCACUUGUGAUGAGCUGAAAGCUCUUGUCCAACGCGAACGGCAUGAUCAUGCUGUAGAGGUGGGACAGCUCGUUGCAAAACUUCGAGAUCAAGAGGUCAUUUCGAGAAGUUCUGAGAAGAGCAAGGCACAGCUCCUGUCUGAAGUGGAGGAGUGGCGCGAAAGGUGCAGUGAGCUUAAGAAGCAGCUGGCCCUCUCAUCACGUCCUGAUCUACCCAGGAUAAAGUGGCCGAUCCACACAGCUGGUGCGGAUGAUGCAGGAGCUUCCGCCUCUGGGUCGCAGCCAUCGACAACCCCGGAUCAGCAAGAAGCCCUUCACGGAACACAGAGCCCUGGUGGUGCCUCCGGCGUUCCCCUUGAGCCGGUCUCAAGCAACGACGAAAGCUCGGAAGUCGAGCGCGUGGGUCCAGAUGCCUCCCCGUGCAGCCACGAGGGUUCAGAGGCUCAGGACGCUGAGAACGAAGCCAGCGUCGACGAUCCUCCCUCGCGAAGGCCAUCAGACGAUGGCGAGCAGCAGCAUCACAGUGCAUCGCACGAGGCCACUCCGACACCGUCUGGGGUUUCGCCGCACGCGGAGUCGGCUGCUGAAGAUGUCUUCUCGGCCCGUGAGGACACGAGUGGAACAGACGCAGCUCUGAGCGAUGCGGAUGGUCACCAUCCAGCGUCGGAUGUGCCAAGUGCGAAGCCUGGGCACUCCGAGAAGGAAGCUGAUUAG
Symbiodinium sp. CCMP2592 is the source of this 3189-nucleotide messenger RNA. The record is from the annotation of a GenBank genome assembly. NCBI's taxonomy places the organism in Eukaryota, Dinophyceae, Suessiales, Symbiodiniaceae.